Molecule: messenger RNA, 861 nt
Organism: Striga hermonthica
Lineage: Eukaryota; Viridiplantae; Streptophyta; Magnoliopsida; Lamiales; Orobanchaceae
Source: the annotation of a GenBank genome assembly
AUGCCGCCGGAGACAAAAACCGGCGUGGCUAGCAGCUUGGAGCCGUGGCUCGAGCUCAACGACAAAGUCGUUAUGGUAACCGGCGCGUCGUCCGGGCUUGGCCGCGGCUUCUGCUUGGACCUGGCCAAGGCCGGCUGCCGAAUCGUGGCCGCCGCCCGGCGUAUCGACCGCUUACAGUCACUCUGCGACGAGAUCAACGCCGGCUCCGUCGAUCCGAGACGAGCCCAACCCAGAGCCGUCUCCGUCGAGCUCGACGUCUCCGCGAGCGGGCCCGCCAUCGAGGCCUCUGUGCACAAGGCCUGGGAUGCCUUCGGAAAAAUCGACGCUUUGAUUAACAAUGCCGGCCUUAGAGGUAGCGUCCAUACCCCAUUGGAUUUGUCUGAAGAUGAAUGGGACAAUAUAGUGAGGACUAAUAUGAGGGGUGUUUGGUUGGUCUCGAAGUUCGUUUGUACUCGCAUGCGUGAUGCUCAACUGCACGGGUCAGUCAUAAAUAUAUCUUCCAUCGCGGGUCUUAAUCGAGGGAAUUUACCAGGAAGCUUUGUUUAUGCCGCCUCAAAAGCUGCCGUUAACACAAUGACAAAGAUCAUGGCCAUGGAGCUUGGUAUAUACAAAAUACGAGUCAACUCUAUAUCUCCCGGACUAUUCAAGUCCGAGAUAACACGAGGUCUGAUGGAAAAGGAUUGGCUCAAGAAAGUCGCUAUAAAAGUUGUCCCUUUAAGAACUUUCGGCGAGUCUGACCCUGCACUAACAUCAUUAGCACGAUAUUUGAUCCACGACUCGUCUGAAUAUGUAUCGGGCAAUGUGUUCAUUGUGGAGGCAGGGGCUACUUUACCCGGUAUUCCAAUUUUCUCCUCUCUUUAG